AACGUCAACAGAGCGUCAACAACACGUCAACAGAACGUCAACAACAUCAACAGAGCGUCAACAACACGUCAACAGAACGUCAACAACGUCAACAGAGCGUCAACAACGUCAACAGAGCGUCAACAACGUCAACAGAGCGUCAACAACGUCAGCAGAGCGUCAACAACGUCAACAGACCAUCAACAACAUCAACAGAGCGUCAACAACACGUCAACAGAACGUCAACAACGUCAACAGAGCGUCAACAACGUCAACAGAGCGUCAACAACGUCACCAGAGCGUCAACAACGUCAACAGAGCGUCAACAAAGUCAACAGAGCAUCAACAAAGUCAACAGAGCGUCAACAAAGUCAACAGAGCAUCAACAAAGUCAACAGAGCAUCAACAAAGUCAACAGAGCAUCAACAACAUCAACAGAGCGUCAACAACACGUCAACAGAACGUCAACAACGUCAACAGAGCGUCAACAACGUCAACAGAGCGUCAACAACGUCAACAGAGCGUCAACAACGUCAGCAGAGCGUCAACAACGUCAACAGAGCAUCAACAACGUCAACAGAGCGUCAACAAAGUCAACAGAGCAUCAACAAAGUCAACAGAGCGUCAACAAAGUCAACAAGCAUCAACAAAGUCAACAGAGCAUCAACAAAGUCAACAGAGCAUCAACAAAGUCAACAGAGCAUCAACAAAGUCAACAGAGCAUCAACAACGUCAACAGAGCGUCAACAAAGUCAACAGAGCAUCAACAAAGUCAACAGAGCAUCAACAAAGUCAACAGAGCGUCAACAAAGUCAACAGAGCAUCAACAAAGUAAACAGAGCAUCAACAAAGUCAACAGAGCGUCAACAAAGUCAACAGAGCGUCAACAGAGCAUCAACAACGUCAACAGAGCAUCAACAACACGUCAACAGAGCGUCAACAACACGUCAACAACGUCAACAGAGCGUCAACAACGUCAACAGAGCGUCAACAACGUCAACAGAGCGUCAACAACACGUCAACAACGUCAACAGAGCGUCAACAACGUCAACAGAGCGUCAACAACGUCAACAGAGCGUCAACAACGUCAACAGAGCGUCAACAACACGUCAACAGAGCGUCAAGAACACGUCAACAGAGCGUCAACAACGUCAACAGUGCGUCAACAACACGUCAACAGAGCAUCAACAAAGUCAACAGAGCAUCAACAAAGUCAACAGAGCAUCAACAACGUCAACAGAGCGUCAACAACACGUCAACAGAGCGUCAACAACACGUCAACAAAGCAUCAACAACGUCAACAGAGCGUCAACAACACGUCAACAGAACGUCAACAACACGUCAACAGAGCGUCAACAACACGUCAACAGAGCAUCAACAACGUCAACAGAGCGUCAACAACACGUCAACAACACGUCAACAAAGUGAACAUUCAGGAUUUCACAG
Molecule: messenger RNA, 1425 nt
Organism: Procambarus clarkii (red swamp crayfish)
Lineage: Eukaryota; Metazoa; Arthropoda; Malacostraca; Decapoda; Cambaridae
Source: RefSeq, a predicted model, not a curated record